AUGCAACGACUACCAGGGCCAUGCUCAGCCCAUAUUUUAUACCGACAACUUACUACUACUGCUCCCAUUCAUGCGACACCCAAAAGGCGCCCUCGGAAAGGUUACCAAGGCGAAGAGAAAGGUCAUGGCCCUGAUAUCACUCGUGUGCAAAUAUCCAAGACAAUGUCCUACCUCCUCCGACACGGUGCCGUCCAGGAAGGAAUGCCUAUGCGUUCAGAUGGGUAUGUGCGAGUUACGGACCUCUUGAAACAUCCAAUGCUUAAAAGUGUCGAUUUUAUGACCCUAGAGCAGGUCGUCAAAGAGGAUGCGAAGGGGAGAUAUCAUCUUAUGCUUGACCCAACGGUGGACAAAGUGACUCCGAGUUCAAUGUCGGUGGAGCAUUGGUGGAUUUGCGCGACGCAGGGCCACUCAAUAUCGACGGUAAAGCUUGACUUGGAGCCUAUACUGUCAGCUGCGAAUAUCCCCAUGGCCAUACAUGGCACGACGGAGAAGGCCUGGAAAACAAUAGCCGUCCAUGGUAUCUCACGCAUGACGCGCACCCACAUCCACCUCGCCCAAGGUUUCGAUACGGACGGCGUUGUCAGCGGCAUAAGGGAUUCUUCAAGAAUACUCAUCUACAUUGACGUUGCGAAGGCUAUGGAAGCGGGAAUCAAAUUUUAUCUUUCGAAGAAUGGCGUGGUGCUGACUCCGGGGAAUGAGAGUGGCUAUCUUGAACCACGGUUUUUUUAUAAAGUCGAGCGGGUGGGAAGGAAGUUUGUUCAGCUACCGUUGGAUUCAUCGGGUCCCUAG
Desarmillaria tabescens is the source of this 789-nucleotide messenger RNA. RefSeq names its product KptA family-domain-containing protein. The coding region runs from base 1 to 789 and encodes 262 amino acids. The transcript has 5 exons. Gene Ontology annotation, biological process: tRNA splicing, via endonucleolytic cleavage and ligation. NCBI's taxonomy places the organism in Eukaryota, Fungi, Basidiomycota, Agaricomycetes, Agaricales, Physalacriaceae. Gene Ontology annotation, molecular function: tRNA 2'-phosphotransferase activity. The record is from RefSeq and is a predicted model, not a curated record.